Molecule: messenger RNA, 930 nt
Organism: Coffea eugenioides
Lineage: Eukaryota; Viridiplantae; Streptophyta; Magnoliopsida; Gentianales; Rubiaceae
Product: probable LRR receptor-like serine/threonine-protein kinase At3g47570
Exons: 3
Coding region: 1-930 (309 amino acids)
Biological process (GO): protein phosphorylation
Molecular function (GO): protein kinase activity; ATP binding
Source: RefSeq, a predicted model, not a curated record
AUGCUUUUACUUGUCAUUAGUCUAUCAGUGAUUGCAGCAAUACUGAUAAUAGCAAUUGUAGCAAUAUUGGUUCUAAGGUGGCUGAAGAAGCCAAACGGUUCAGGUGGAGCAGCAUUGAUGUCAGUGGCAAAAUAUGAAAUAUUUUCCUACUAUGACCUUUUGCACUCAACUGAUAACUAUAGUGAAAGCAAUUUGCUAGGAGAAGGGAGCUUUGGUUCUAUUUACAAAGGGAUCCUAAGUGAUGGCAUUGUUGUGGCUAUCAAGGUAUUCAACUUGCAAGUAGAAGGUGCAUUAAAAAGUUUUGAUAGAGAAUGCGAGGUACUAAGGAGUUUACACCAUCGAAAUCUUACAAUGGUGUUCGGUAGCUACUCCAACCCUGAUUUGAAAGCCUUGGUACUCAAAUACAUGCCUAAUGGGAAUCUUGAUAAGUGGUUGUCCUUUCGUGACCAUUUCUUAGAUCUAUUUCAACGAGUAAACAUAAUGAUUGAUGUUGCUUGUGUAUUGGAAUAUCUCUAUUAUGAUUAUGAUACUCCUGUGGUACAUUGUGACUUGAAGCCUAGUAAUAUCUUGCUUGAUGAAGAUAUGGCUGCUCAUGUAAGUGAUUUUGAGAAUCUCCAGGAGAAGGAUGAACAUGAAGAUGUUUUAGCAAAUUUGAAGAAGAUUAAACACCAGCUUCUUAUGACAUUGCAGGCGAUGGGUGUCAAAAGUGGUGAAAAGAGGCCAAAUUCCAGAAGGCUAUUCAUUCCAGAGCGUGCCCACUUCAGAGAUCGCAGAGUGAUGUCCAAAAAAGACGGACCGCGGGACUUAUCCCUGGAAGCCGCCACUAUUUUUGGGAGAUAUGUUCUGAAGUUGCGUGGGAUUAGGAAACAUCUUCAGAGAAUCUUUUGGCAACAACUCAAGGAGGAAAAUAAGGGAAGCUACCCUUCGUAG